Molecule: messenger RNA, 2980 nt
Organism: Dipodomys spectabilis (banner-tailed kangaroo rat)
Lineage: Eukaryota; Metazoa; Chordata; Mammalia; Rodentia; Heteromyidae
Gene: Synj2bp
Product: synaptojanin 2 binding protein
Exons: 4
Coding region: 106-543 (145 amino acids)
Molecular function (GO): protein binding
Source: RefSeq, a predicted model, not a curated record
GGAAACCGAAAGGGCCGAGCUCGGGACGCGGCGCCGAGCUUGAUUCACCUUCACCCCUGCGGCGCGUCCGCCGAGCCUCAGGCGAAUCCCGGCGAGCAGUAAACCAUGAACGGGAGAGUGGAUUAUUUGGUCACGGAGGAAGAAAUCAGUCUUACUAGAGGACCCUUAGGGCUGGGCUUCAACAUCGUCGGUGGGACAGAUCAGCAGUAUGUCUCCAAUGACAGUGGCAUCUACGUCAGCCGAAUCAAAGAGAAUGGGGCUGCAGCCCAGGAUGGGCGGCUCCAGGAGGGUGAUAAGAUCCUCUCGGUAAAUGGCCAAGACCUAAAGAACCUACUGCACCAGGAUGCUGUGGACCUCUUUCGUAAUGCAGGCUAUGCUGUGUCCCUGAGAGUACAGCACCGGUUACAGGUGCAGAAUGGACCUAUAGGACAUCGAGGUGAAGGGGAGCCAAAUAGUAUUCCUGUAGCUGUGAUGCUGUUGCCAGUGUUUGCUCUCACUAUGGUAGCAGCCUGGGCCUUCAUGAAAUACCGACAACAGCUUUGAAAGACUUGCUUCCUGCCAGUGCUCCCAGUGAACUUAUGCUUCUCUUACCCUCCUUCCCUGCUGUUCUUCCAUAUCUUUCCCCCUUCUCUGCAUAACCAACACAUUAUUGAAAGUGACUUGAUUCCUACCUAGAACCUUGCUGUUCAAAUCUCCAAAUGUUUAUAUUCUGAUGGGAGAGUAAAGAUAUUCUUUGAAGGAAAGCUGAACAUAAGCUAAGACUUGUUUAGAACAAAUGAGGAAUUACAUAUUUUAAUAGGACUGCCAAUAAAAAUUCAGCUACUAUCCAAAGAGGGAACGAUCCCGUCUUCCUGCCACCAUGGAUUACACAGUUGUUCUUAACUGGCAUAGAAGGCCAGAUUAUUACAUGAGAGGAAGAGGAUUUUUUACUUAAUGAUCUUCCUUGGGAAGUGUUUGUGGCCUUUAUUAAUACUUUCUAACUACGUUCUUGAGUGCCUAUAUUGGACACAGGAGAAUAAGAAGAGCUUUUUACUUUUUAAAAAAGCAAAUGACAAGGUAUACAUACACACAUUUGUAUGUGACAGUAUAAUAUUGAUGCCUUAUGGAGAAUUAAAGAGGUGAGGAAACUGCUUUGGUUUCUGAUCUAAGAGGUGAUCCUAACUGAAGAACUUUUAAAGAUCUGUUUUGUAGAGCAUACAUAGUGGGGAUGAGGGAGCUUUUAAGAGGGUGCUCAAGAGUCAGAAAGGUAAUUAGCAGAACAUUUUUUUCAUAAUACCUAUGAUGAUAUUGAGGUAAAUUAUAAAAUAGCUCUGUUCAAGUUGAUUAUUCAAAAAACUUUGAGCUAUUCAGAUAAAUUUUGUCAAGCUCUGUGCUACCUGAUGGCUUUUGUGGUGCCUCAUUGUGACAGGAUACCCUAGUGCUGAGAUGGCUAUGGCCAGGGCUGAAGUAAUGGGGCCAAACCAAACCAGCAGACAACAAAAGAAAAGACUGAGCCUCAGGUGGCAUCUGAAUCCCUGUAGGCUUCUGACCAUUCUCUGAUUUCGAGCAGGAUAGAGAAGAAAUCAGCUCUGCUUCUCAGUUAAGCUGAAAAGGCCUGGAUUACUAUUUUUUCAAAGGCUCUAAAUACUAGUUAUGGUUUUUAUUACUUAGUGAAUAAACUUGUUUUUCUCAGAGGAAGGAAGGAAAUGAGUUUUGUUUUAGGGAAGGGGGAUUUGUUGGGUGUUUUCUGGGGAAGUCUGGGAAGGAGAAUGCAUGUGAAUGGACUUUAGGAGAUCCAGGGAUGCUGGUGAGGUAGGAACCAUCCUGUUCUUGUACUUAAGUUGGUUUUGAAGCACUGAGGAUAGUUGAACCAAGACUAAUUUUCUGGGUUUAAGAAAAUCCUUUCUAUCCUCAAAAUAACUUGGCCAGAUUGUAUGGCUUACAUAUUUCAACCUAAUAUUGUCUAGACUAUGCCUGAGGCAAUCAGUUAGAUCAAUUUUAGCAUAGACAAUCUAGCUGUUAUUUAAUAAAUACUGAUUGGACAUGGGAUUUGUCAAGACACUUUUGCAAACUUUCAUCCCAAAAGUAUGUUUUGUUCCAGUUGGGAGGAAACACUUUACAUUGAAUUGGCCAAUAAAUAGGGCAUUGUAAGUCGGUGUCAAGUUUAUAUUACAGACCGCAAAAGAGAAGUUUUUGAAAAUUGGGGCACUUCCGUGGCAGAAGUAUACAAUGAAAAACAGGAGGUUGUAGUCAAGAGAAUUCAUAAAGUAAGUGAAAGUAUAUCAUCAGGGUAAGUAAUAAUUAAAAAUAGUAUAAAUGGUAACAUGCAGAAUACAAUGCAGGAACAAGAAGAUAGAUGAUCACCACCACAGUUUUUUAAUUUAGAAAAUAAAAACUAUCACAUAAGAGCAUUGUUAUAAGAGAAAAAUGUUACCUCUGAGUCGACCGUUAGAUAGGGAAAAACUUUUAUAAACAACCGUGACACAUUACCUUAUGCGUUUCAACCUGAACUGGACAGUGGGUUUCUUGAGACUUGUUUAGAUAGCAACUCAUUAUAGAAAUACCAACAGUAUUCCAGUUCUUGUUUCAGCCAGCUCCAUUGAAGGCUCAAUCUUUGGUAUGCUCCUUAUAUCUGAUGGCAUAUGCAGCAGUUUCUGCCUUAAACCUGCUUACCUUCCAGGUUUGGACAUUAAAUUUUAAAAGACCUUGAGAUAUACAAAGCAAAGCAAAUGACAAGCAGGAGGGAAAGCUAUUUCCUCUUUUGUUUAGUCAUAUCUAUAAGCUGGAAAACACCUGUCUCAUCAUUGAUAGAAACUUAGCUUUGGUUAAUAAUGGGGAUUCUGAUGCACUUAAAUAAUUUAGGUUUUCUUGAAAAUUAAAUCGCAUUUAAAGACCAAUAUAUUGAAGUUUUAGGCACAUUGAAGUGUUAUGUACCUUCUUUUGAUUCUGUGGAAAACUAAAAUUACAGAUGAGGUAUCUGAAUCCAUUACAGGUUGUAAAA